Molecule: messenger RNA, 888 nt
Organism: Suillus discolor
Lineage: Eukaryota; Fungi; Basidiomycota; Agaricomycetes; Boletales; Suillaceae
Exons: 2
Coding region: 1-888 (295 amino acids)
Source: RefSeq, a predicted model, not a curated record
AUGGCUGCAGCCCGUGGAAGGGAGUUCCUCCUCACCCUCCUCAGUGAACUCUCCUUACUCGUCUUACAAGAGUUCGGUUGCCAAAUCCGCCUAUUCAUUCAUGGUGGUGCAGUGACCCUAUGCUGGCCCAUGGGCUACAACACCUACAAACCCCAGCAAGCGCAGGAACUACGAAACCGUAUCCACGACGCAGUGCACCAUCUGCAAAAGUUAUCUGACACUUUGCCAGAGGAGUCAUCCCACAUGGCGCUGAGCCAAUCAGCCGCGCAGUCGCCUCCUGUGGCAUCAACCACACGCUCUCCUGCUGCACUCUGCUCGUUGCAUACGAUGUCAAGCAUCUUAGCCCCACACUCGUUUUCACAGCUGGCGUCGGCGUCCUCGUUGCAUUCUCUUUACAUGUCGUCCCACAGCGUUUCGCCUCCCGCAUUUAUGGGGGAGCGUACGCGCCGGUCAUCGACGACCUCUGCACGACAUCAGACCUUUUCACCCGUCCUCGCAUCUUCACCCGCCCUCGCAUCUUCACCCGCCCUCGCAUUCUCACCCAACCUCACAUUCUCACCCGCCCUCACAUUCUCACCCAGCCUCCCAAUCUCACCCGGCCUCCCAAUCUCACCCGGCCUCGCAUAUUCCCCGGCCUCGCAUUUGAAUACAUACGGUGAAUCAGGUCCUCCAUAUCCAACUCUUCUUCGAUCUCUCCUUUGGCACACUCCAGCGCUCCUCCCUCACCGAGCCUCCAAGUGCUUCGACACCCUCUGCGCCUCCGGGCGUUUCAUGCUGCCCUACGCCUUUGCCUUCGCCAAUUCUAGCACCAGAUGCUGCCCUAUGCCUUCGCCUUCGCCAAUUCUAGCACCAGAUGCUGCCCUAUGCCUUCGCCUUCGCCAAUUCUAG